CAACAGGAGAUCCAACAGCAAAUAGAGCAGUCACGCGUACAGCCAGAGCGCCAGGCGGCAGAGGACCAACGGAGACAGGCCGAAGCCAUUGAGACACAGACGCGGCUGUAUGAACGCUUACAGCAGGAGGCGUAUGCGGCCAGGGAUGAUCGUGAGAUGCAAGAUGUGCUGCGGUUGUCAAGGCAAUUGAGUACGUCAGAGCGAGACACGCUCACGGCCAUGUUCCCGAGUCUGAGCCUGGAGGUGAUUGAGAGUGUGCACGAACAGUGUGGGCUGGAUAUAAACGCCACGACAGAGGCUCUGUUGGAGGUUGCGGGGGUGUUUGACUGA
Messenger RNA from Sphaeroforma arctica JP610, 330 nucleotides. RefSeq lists its product as hypothetical. Lineage: Eukaryota; Ichthyosporea; Ichthyophonida. The record is from RefSeq and is a predicted model, not a curated record. The transcript has a single exon. The annotation marks the transcript as partial. Gene Ontology annotation, molecular function: ubiquitin binding.